UCACCUCACUACCCAUUGUAGCCUUAACAAGCCUACCCAUUUAGGUAGACGCGUUUUGGUGUCUAAAGAAAAUCAAAUUUGAAGAGUAAAUUAAGCCAAUGUCCCAUGUACAUUGAUGAUGCAGCUUUUGUUCGACAUACGCGCGGCCCCUGCAUUUGAUUCCCUAACUCGUCCUUAUCGAUUCGUAUUUGUUACUAAGAACAGAGCAUAUGUACUUACGUACCUCUAAUCGAGCUCCAAACUCCAAUUGAGGACACCUUUUUGAACUCCAAAGCUUCCAGUUGGUGACCUAGCGUAUACCUGGCGUAUCUGGUACCUAACGUCGACAUUAUUCCCAAUCGUCAAGUGUGCGUAAGCACGACCUUCUCAAAACCAGACCGUCUCUCCUUUAUGAGGUCUUCAGAAGAAUAUCGUCAAAAUGCGCUGGCUAUCUCUCCUCUUCUCGGUCACCCUUCCUUUCGGGUCGCUCGCUGCCAAGCAAUCAUCCUCAGUCGAUCGAUUCAGUGAAUUCCAUGCUAAAGCUCAAGCUUCUUCCCCAUUGAAGCUUGCUGACUCGUCCUACAAAAAGCUCACAUCAGUUCCGCGGGACUAUUCGGUUGCCGUACUCUUGACUGCUUUAGAUGCGCGCUUUGGUUGUCAGCUCUGCACAGACUUCCAACCCGAGUGGGAGGUGCUAGCAAAGAGUUGGACCAAGGGUGAUAAAGAUGGCGAAUCUCGUUUGAUCUUCGGUACCCUUGACUUCUCCAACGGAAGGGAUACUUUCAUAUCUCUCGGCCUUCAAUCAGCACCUGUACUUCUCCUUUUCCAGCCCACGACUGGUACACAUGCUGUCCCUACUGUCGAAGCUAUUCGCUAUGAUUUCACUGGGCCUCAAACUGCUGAGAAAGUUCACGAAUGGCUUGCUCGCCAUCUCCCUGAUCGUCCUCACCCGCCGGUGAGCCGGCCAAUUAAUUACAUCGGGUGGAUCGUAACAAUCGUCAGUAGCCUAGGCGUUAUUGGCGUUGUUUUCAACGCUUGGCCGUAUAUAUUGCCCGUCAUUCAGAAUCGAAACGUCUGGGCAGGCCUGAGCUUGAUCGGCAUUCUUAUGUUCACCAGUGGUCACAUGUUCAACCAGAUUCGAAAGGUACCAUAUGUCGCCGGCGAUGGACGUGGCGGCAUCAACUACUUCGCUGCCGGAUUCCAAAGCCAAUUUGGACUCGAAACACAAAUUGUUGCUUUCAUAUAUGGUGUAUUAUCUUUUGCUACAAUCUCCCUAGCCGUCAAAGCACCGAGGACUCGAGACCCAAAGAUCCAGCAACUCACUGUUGUUGUUUGGGGUGUUAUUAUGGUCCUUAUGUACAGCUUCCUACUCUCUGUCUUUCGGAUUAAGAAUGGCGGCUACCCCAUCAAGCUUCCACCAUUCAUGUGAAGGUCCACGCAAUAGUACCUAUUAAGAGUGAAGAGGGGUCGACUCAGUUCGACAGAAAAGGAGACGGUCAUUACCAUGCAGUAUAAAUCUACCCGCCUAGUGUGUGUAAAUUAUGGGAUUCAGUAGGGAAUCCUUAAAAGUUAAAGACUCAGACCGAAAUGAAACGAAUGAAUACCUAGCUAACAUUUAUACGAUCACCGUGCUAUGUUUCAAACUAGAAUUCCAGACCAUAUUGUGGCCGCUAUGCUUUCUAUGUCGAAGAAAGUGUGCUCAUUAAAGAAUUAAAGAAUUAAAAUCGGUAGAGUGAGUUCUCGACUUAGAUUUGAAUUGGGGAGGCUUGAGCCACUUGAUUGCCAAGAGGACCCUUAAGGCUCAGCUUUAUUCAGCUUACCUUAGGUACAAUAGCUGUUAUUGUCGUAGCUCAUUUCUAUAAUAAAAUAUACGAAACUUGUAUUUUACAGAAUCACGGUUGGAUGAUGAGUAAUUCGUUAUCUUACUGACCGUGUAAGUCAUUGAUGCCUAGUUUAAAGUUUAAGAGCGAAG
This is a messenger RNA of Daldinia vernicosa, 1951 nucleotides long. RefSeq lists its product as uncharacterized. The record is from RefSeq and is a predicted model, not a curated record. Bases 419 to 1408 code for a protein of 329 amino acids. The transcript is spliced from 6 exons. Gene Ontology annotation, cellular component: oligosaccharyltransferase complex. NCBI's taxonomy places the organism in Eukaryota, Fungi, Ascomycota, Sordariomycetes, Xylariales, Hypoxylaceae.